AUGAGGUGCGCGUGGGCUGCACUUUGUGGGAUUGUGCUACUCACUGAGGUUAUUCUAAUCAAUUCACAAACCUCAGGUAAGUCCAUUGCAGAAUGUUCCCAGUUCGACUCAUGUGAUAGCUGCAUCAGCGGAGAUCCAUCCAUCAAUCUGACACGAUGUGUCUGGCAAAGCUGUAAUAACGGAAACGACACGAGAUGUAUGUCUGAUACUGGAAAUUUGGAAGACUGCUCUGUCUUCAAUGAGACCGGGAUGUGUCAAAACUCUGAGGAUGGUAGCAAAAACGACACAACUGCUGGAUCAACCCCUGAGUUCUCUCAAGCAUCAUUUGACCUGUCCAGCUUUAUCGGGGGAAUCAUCCUCGUGUUGGUGUUGCAAGCGGGGGCUUUUUUUGCCAUGCGAUUCCUCAAAACCAAAGACAGCACAUAUGAAACUAUUGACCAAACACAGUGAGAAAUAGAAAAAUCACAGAAAAAACAAGAACUAGAGGAGAAUACAUGUAGCAAUAUAAGAGGGUGCAAUGUUUUCUUUCUCUGCUGGCCUUUGGUUAAACUAGAAAUAAAUAACAUUCCCUCAUGUCCUUAAUAACAAAAUAUAUAUUUGUUUGUGUACAUUAUGGACAAUAAAAUAAAAUACAAUUAUAUACAAAU
Molecule: messenger RNA, 647 nt
Organism: Triplophysa dalaica
Lineage: Eukaryota; Metazoa; Chordata; Actinopteri; Cypriniformes; Nemacheilidae
Gene: cd164l2
Product: CD164 sialomucin-like 2
Exons: 6
Coding region: 1-450 (149 amino acids)
Cellular component (GO): cytoplasmic vesicle
Source: RefSeq, a predicted model, not a curated record